AUGCACCAGCCACGGCGCCAUGGCGGGGACGACGUGUCUUUCUCCGCUUACAACGUAGACAACGAGGACUAUUUCGCCUUCUUACCAAGUGACGAGUCCAUGAGCGACGUGGAGGAUACUCCAAUGUCGCCUGUGGCCACUAAAACGCGCGAUCCGGUGGAAGAACUGGCCUCUGUGUUCGCGUCCUCGAGCUCCAUCAACUCCAGCAGAAUUCUGACGCCAACCAGCAGUUUAAACGGCAGUAGACCAACGCACAAAGCAACUAAACGGACGCAAGAACAAAUGAAAGCUCCAGCUCCAGGUGUGUUCGAGCUCGGGGGAGGUGAAGAGCUGAGAGUCUCACCCCGAGCGUUAGAGCAACACACAGCACGACGAACGCACCUGCAAGAAGCUCUAGAUACUGCUACAGACAAUUCUAUGAGCGAUGGAGGCUACGGAGAAGCUCCGUUCCGAUUCCAAGCGCAGCGCAAGAAGCGGGUGACUUUUGCGGAGGCUAUGGAGGUGUCGGGUGCAUCUCCAUCUCCAGUGACCGAACGAGCGGAAGGCCAUGCGCCAGAGAAGAAGAGUUUGGGCAGACGGCGUCCUGUUGCAAAGAGAGAGGACGAUUAUGAUGAAGACGAAGAAGAGAACGAGACAGGGGAGACAGAUCCGCUGUACGACGAGCAGCUGGACGACGCAGACGAGCAGUGGGUGCAGACAAACUUGUGUGGAACUCGUGCUACAAAACCCGAGACAGAUGCAACUUUGUGUUGUCCAUGUUGCUUCGUGACGGUGUGUAUGGUUUGUGAGAGGCAUGCAACAUACACGAACCAGUAUCGAGCGACUGCAGCGAUUAAUUGUCGUGUAAAACGUGAUGAGAUUCUCGCGUACACGUCAGGUGAAGGCAGCCAAGUGCCAGCAUCGCUACCAUUCCACAAACGACAGACUCUGGUUGCUAGCAACAAGGCAACUUCGAGUGGUCAGCAACUUGCCCGGUUACUGCAAGAAGACGAGUUUUACCCGGUGGCAUGCUCAGACUGCGGUACUAUGGUCGGCGUCUUCGACCGAGAUCAGCAUUAUCACUUCUUUAACGCCUUACCUAGCAAUUGCUAG
This is a messenger RNA of Phytophthora infestans T30-4, 1092 nucleotides long. RefSeq lists its product as uncharacterized. The coding region runs from base 1 to 1092 and encodes 363 amino acids. Lineage: Eukaryota; Oomycota; Peronosporomycetes; Peronosporales; Peronosporaceae. Gene Ontology annotation, biological process: positive regulation of cell population proliferation. Gene Ontology annotation, cellular component: nucleus. The transcript is spliced from 3 exons. The record is from RefSeq and is a predicted model, not a curated record.